Messenger RNA from Heterobilharzia americana, 714 nucleotides. The record is from the annotation of a GenBank genome assembly. NCBI's taxonomy places the organism in Eukaryota, Metazoa, Platyhelminthes, Trematoda, Strigeidida, Schistosomatidae.
AUGCGAAAAUUUGAAACAGCAGAUCAUCAGACUAAUUAUGUUGUCACUAAUGCAACUGAAAAUCGAAUGACGGAAAUUAUUUUCUUCCGUUAUUUCCUAAUGUGUAGUGAAAAGGAUUCGUGGACUCGUGAAGCUCAACUAGCAUAUGAUGUCAUAUUAAUAGUAGCAAUAUAUGUGAUACCACUUAUUGUCGUCUGUUUAAGUCAACAUGUGGUAACAGUUCAUCUUAAACAAUCCCAGAGAUUAUUGAUGCUAUCUGGACAUCGUAAUACUACAACGUGGACAAGAAGACGACAACGUUUGACCAGACUAUGCGUACUUAUGGCAGCAUUAUUUGUUUUAUCUUGGUCACCUAAUCAUAUAUGUAAUUUAUUAACGAAGACAUUUCACAUUAAUUAUCCAAUUACUGAAAUUCUGCUCGAUUAUUCGAUGUGCUUGGCAAUGUCGAAUGCUGUUACCGGUCCAUUAUUGUUGAUUGCAACAUGCUCAAACUAUCAUCGGUAUAUUUUUCGCUUCUUUUGUCGUCCUUCAAUGACCAAUCAUUCUAAUCCAAGUUAUUCAGUACCAGUCAAUUCUGUACGAUCAUCAACCGGGAUCGGUUUACCAGUGGAAACAUUUCCAGUAAUUAGUAACCGCAUCAAUGAAACGAAAUUGAAAAUAGUAAAAAAUCCAUGUUCAUUAGAAAUUGUCGGAGAUGAAUGUGAUUCUGGUUAA